AUGGCGGCGGCGUCAGUGAUGGAAGGGAAGAGAAUGGAGAAGCAGAGCGAAAAGGCGAGAGAGUAUGAAAAGGGAAGACAGAGAGCUCUGGAUUUGAAGCGGACGCUUGGGGACCCAAAUGGAAUUUAUUCUGUGAAGAAUGCCUACAGGAGUAUUAUGGGUGAUUAUGAACAUAUGCCAGGAGUAUUUGAUAAGUGGACUAGUAUAUGGAAAAUGAAGGUGCCACCAAAGUGGAGGAUUUUCCUGUGGAGAGCAAUUUGUGAUAUCCUCCCUACCACUGCUAAUUUAAUUAUUAAAAGGGUGGAUAUUGAUCCUAUAUGCCAGAAGUGUGGUGAAAUGGAUGAAGAUGUUAUGCAUGCACUUAUUACUUGUGAUUAUUCUAGAUUAGUUUGGAAUAUUACAGGCCUACCUAUCACAAAUAUUAUUACCGAUUCUUUUCAUGCCUGGCUAACAGCCGCGCUUACAAUUUUGACAGAAGAACAGAGUGGUACUAUGGUGGCGGUUCUUUAUCAUUUGUGGCAGAGUCGCAACUCAGCCGUGUGGGAGAAAUCCCUGCCUCGUCCCACCAGCCUGUGGAGGAGAACAUCCGCGGCAAUAGGGUCAUACUGCCACGCCAACCAUCACCCCGCGUUGCCAGCACCGCACGGACCGGAGCACGCCCAUCACGCCAGGCCAAGGUGUUUUGUCGAUGCAAGCUUCCGUCAUGCUACGAGGGAGGCGUACUAUGGAGCGGUUUUACUCUCGCCAGAUGGAUCGUUCAUAGCGGCGCGAAACAGAAUUCUACCAACUUGUUUCUCACCUUUUAUGGCGGAGGCCAUGGCUUGUAAGGAGGCUCUAUCAUGGCUCAUCAGAAGGAAUACGGUUGAGGUGGAUCUACUCACAGAUUGUUUGCAACUACGGAAUGCUUUACGCCAGGAGACAACAACUAUUAUGUCAUAUGCUGGACUUGCAGUCGACCAUUGUAGGUCGCUGAUGACUUCGUUUACUUAUUGUUCGUUAAGUUAUGUUUCUAGGCAGUUUAAUUUACAUGCACAUGCUUUAGCUUCGUUAGUCUUUACUCAGGAACAGGUUAGGAUCGGACAUGGGACUUAA
This is a messenger RNA of Ipomoea nil (Japanese morning glory), 1092 nucleotides long. RefSeq lists its product as uncharacterized. Gene Ontology annotation, molecular function: nucleic acid binding; RNA-DNA hybrid ribonuclease activity. The record is from RefSeq and is a predicted model, not a curated record. The transcript is spliced from 2 exons. NCBI's taxonomy places the organism in Eukaryota, Viridiplantae, Streptophyta, Magnoliopsida, Solanales, Convolvulaceae. Bases 1 to 1092 code for a protein of 363 amino acids.